CCCGUCCCGGCGUCUGAGCGACGUCAGCCCAGCUUCCCCCUCGCCUCCGCCCCUCCCCGGGCUUCUGUGAACUUCUGCUCGGCCCCGGCCCCGAGGGCCUCGCACCCCGCACCCUCUCCGGCCUGCGGGGCCUCAGGCCGCGCCGCCGCUUCUGCCGUGGGCCGGAACUCCCCGCGGCCGACCCCGCCGCGGGCCACAGGUCCCGCCCCCUUGUCAAACCCAUCUGACUCCCUCGUCCCAUCACCCCCCAGGUGAAGGCCUCAGGCCUGGCCUCUCCACCAUGUGGCACGAGGCGCGCAAGCAUGAGCGGAAGCUUCGAGGCAUGAUGGUGGAUUACAAGAAGAGGGCGGAGCGGCGGAGGGAGUACUAUGAAAAGAUUAAGAAGGACCCAGCCCAGUUCCUGCAGGUGCAUGGCAGAGCUUGCAAGGUACACCUGGAUUCUGCAGUUGCCCUGGCCGCAGAGAGCCCCGUCAACAUGAUGCCCUGGCAGGGAGACACCAACAACAUGAUUGACCGCUUUGAUGUUCGCGCCCACCUGGACCACAUCCCUGACUACACCCCCCCACUGCUCACCACCAUCUCCCCAGAACAGGAAUCGGACGAGCGGAAAUGUAACUACGAGCGCUACCGUGGCCUGGUGCAGAACGACUUUGCUGGCAUCUCAGAGGAGCAGUGCCUGUACCAGAUCUACAUUGACGAGUUGUAUGGAGGCCUCCAGAGACCCAGUGAGGACGAGAAGAAGAAGCUGGCGGAGAAGAAGGCUUCCAUUGGCUACACGUACGAGGACAGCACCGUGGCCGAGGUAGAGAAGGCGGCAGAGAAGCCAGAGGAGGAGGAGUCACCAGCUGAGGAGGAGAGCAACUCGGACGAAGAUGAGGUCAUCCCCGACAUCGACGUGGAGGUGGACGUGGAUGAACUGAACCAGGAACAGGUGGCAGAUCUCAACAAACAGGCUACAACCUAUGGCAUGGCUGAUGGUGACUUCGUCAGGAUGCUCCGAAAAGACAAGGAGGAGGCGGAGGCCAUCAAACACGCCAAGGCCCUUGAGGAGGAGAAGGCCAUGUACUCGGGCCGUCGCUCCCGGCGCCAGCGGAGGGAGUUCCGGGAGAAGCGCCUGAGGGGCCGGAAGAUCAGCCCUCCCAGCUAUGCACGCCGAGACAGCCCCACCUACGACCCCUAUAAACGGUCGCCCUCGGAAUCCACCUCCGAGUCUCGCUCCCGCUCCCGCUCCCCGACUCCGGGCCGCGAGGAGAAGAUCACCUUCAUCACCAGUUUUGGGGGCAGCGAUGAGGAGGCAGCGGCAGCAGCAGCUGCUGCAGCCGCAUCAGGGGCUGCCACAGGGAAGCCUCCCGCACCCCCCCAGCCUGGCGGCCCCGCCCCGGGACGUAAUGCCAACGCCCGCCGCCGCUCCUCCUCCUCCUCCUCUUCCGCCUCGAGGACCUCCAGCUCCCGUUCCAGCUCUCGCUCCAGCUCCCGCUCCCGCCGUGGCGGGGGCUACUAUCGCUCAGGCCGGCACGCCCGCUCCCGCUCCCGUUCCCGCUCCCGCUCCCGGUCCCGCUCCCGGCGGUAUUCCCGGUCUCGCAGCCGUGGCCGGCGACACUCCGGUGGCGGCUCCCGGGACGGACACCGCUACUCCCAUUCACCACCCCGACGCGGUGGGUAUGGGCCCCGCCGCAGAAGCAGGAGCCGCUCCCGCUCAGGGGACUGGUACAGGCGGGGCGGCCGGGGCCCCAGGCACCACAGCAGCAGCCGCAGCCGCAGCCGCAGCAGCUGGUCCCUCAGCCCAUCCCGAAGUCGCAGUCUGACUCGGAGCCGCAGCCCCAGCCAGAGCCAGAGCCAGAGCCGCAGCCGCAGCCGCAGCUGUAGCCGAAGCCGUAGCCAGAGUCACUCAUCUUCACCCCCGAGGGAGAAGCUGACCAGGCCGGCAUCGUCCCCCGCGGUGGGCGAGAAGCUGAAAAAGACCGAACCUGCCGCUGGUAAAGAGACAGGAGCUGCCAAACCCAAGCUGACGCCACAGGAAAAGCUGAAGUUGAGGAUGCAGAAGGCACUGAACAGACAGUUCAAGGCGGAUAAGAAGGCCGCUCAGGAGAAGAUGAUACAACAGGAGCAUGAACGGCAGGAGCGGGAAGAUGAGCUUCGCGCCAUGGCCCGGAAGAUCCGUAUGAAGGAACGGGAACGCCGGGAGAAGGAGCGAGAAGAGUGGGAGCGCCAGUACAGCCGGCAGAGCCGCUCUCCGUCCCCCCGUCACAGUCGAGAGUACAGCUCUUCCCGAAGGCGCUCAAGGUCCAGAUCCCGCAGCCCCCAUUAUCGACAUUAGGCAGAAGCGUGGGGGGGGGGAGGCUGGGAUGGAUAAGGGCUCAGGCUGUGAUGCUGCUGGUUUUGUUCUCUAAUGAAAUAAAUGUUAUUUAAUUCCCUUCA
Messenger RNA from Pipistrellus kuhlii (Kuhl's pipistrelle), 2418 nucleotides. RefSeq names its product CLK4 associating serine/arginine rich protein (gene CLASRP). The transcript is spliced from 21 exons. The coding region runs from base 281 to 2317 and encodes 678 amino acids. NCBI's taxonomy places the organism in Eukaryota, Metazoa, Chordata, Mammalia, Chiroptera, Vespertilionidae. The record is from RefSeq and is a predicted model, not a curated record.